Hippopotamus amphibius kiboko is the source of this 366-nucleotide messenger RNA. Its product is annotated as histone H2B subacrosomal variant-like. The transcript has a single exon. Gene Ontology annotation, molecular function: DNA binding; protein heterodimerization activity; structural constituent of chromatin. Gene Ontology annotation, biological process: nucleosome assembly. Gene Ontology annotation, cellular component: nucleosome. The coding region runs from base 1 to 366 and encodes 121 amino acids. The record is from RefSeq and is a predicted model, not a curated record. NCBI's taxonomy places the organism in Eukaryota, Metazoa, Chordata, Mammalia, Artiodactyla, Hippopotamidae.
AUGGCCAGAAACAUCAACAAAAAGAAGAGGUGCUCCAGAGGACAUCGAAACCCAGCCUCCAGAAAGAAAUCACGUUCCCACACACAUGGUCAAAGAAAUUAUUCACUCUACAUAAACAGGGUCCUAAAGGAAGUGGUUCCCCACAGCGGCAUAUCAUCUCACACCUUGGACAUCAUGAACACCAUGAUCAACGGCAUUUUUGAGCGCAUUUCUACGGAAGCCUGCAACCUGAUGCAUUACAGAAAACGUCGUACCCUCACACCUGAGGACUUCCAGAAGGCAGUGUAUUUGCUGUUGCCUGGGAAACUAGCUAAGUACGCAGUGGCUUUUGCAAAUGAAGCUGUCCAACGAUAUGUCAGCUCCUAA